UAUUACGGUGCAGCGGGGCAAGGUGUGCCGCGAAAGGACGGCGCACAACACAACGCUCUCCGCCAUGCUGCGCACCGCGAGCAGCAUCGUCCUGCGGCUGCGGCCCGCGCCGGCCGCGGGAGGCCCAGCGGCAGCGCCCAUGAGCAUGCUGGCGCCGAGCCCGCUGAGACUGCAGCAGCUGCAGGACAUCAAGACCCUGGACGACUUCUUCCCCAAGGUGGUGGCUCAGCUGCAGGAAGAGUCCGUCGUGUGCGGCAUCCCCAGCGAGACGGAAUGGCUGGCCAAACUGCUCCACCACACCGUGCCGGGGGGCAAGAUGGUUCGGGCGCUGGCCACGUACAACGGCAUGCGAGAGCUCGGCGCGGGCCACCUCACCGACGCCCACCUGGUGAAAGCCAUGAGCCUCGCCUGGAGCGUGGAGAUGAUCCAGUCCGCCAUGGCGCUGGCGGACGACAUCGCAGACCAGGCGCCCGAGCGACGCGGCAAGCCUAGCUGGUACACGGUGGCGGGCCCGGGGGCCGUGUUCGACGUGCUCCUCGUCGAGCACUGCACCUACCGCCUGCUCAAGAGGCACUUCAGCGGCGACAGAUACUCACGCAUGAUCAUGCUCUACGUCAGGACAAUGUUCCAGCUUUGCUUCGGCCAGAACAACGACAUCCACUGCAUGGCCGAGGGGAGGGCCAAGUUCGACGAGUUCAGCCUGGAGCGGUACCAAGCGCUGUGCGAGUUCAAGAGUGGCGAGUACACCUUCUACCUCCCCACCGCGACGGCCAUGUUCGCAUGUGGCGUGAACGAUAAAGACGCGCACGACGCUGCCCGGGAUAUUAGCUCCGAUUUGGGCCUCAUUUACCAAAUCCAGGAUGACUACCUGGACAGCUACGGAGUUGUAGAACGCAUGGGGAAGCCGAGAACUGACAUCAAGAAUGGCAAAUGCACCUGGCUUAUUGCCGAGGCAAAGCGGAGAGCUACCCCCGCACAGCUGAAAGCUCUCAAGGAAAACUACGGCUUCGACGACGAAGAGAAAAUAGCUAAUAUAGCCCAGUUGUACGAGGACCUCGACAUGAAACAAGUGUUUCUCGACUAUGAGCACAAGUCGUUCCGGGACAUCGCCCAAAAAAUAGACAAGUAUUCUCACGUACUUCCUCGUGUCUUGUACACGUACGUUUUAGAAAGCAUCAAGUACCACAUCAACCGGUAACCACGACCAAGACAAUAAAACAUUGUACAGUUCGUA
Molecule: messenger RNA, 1234 nt
Organism: Frankliniella occidentalis (western flower thrips)
Lineage: Eukaryota; Metazoa; Arthropoda; Insecta; Thysanoptera; Thripidae
Product: farnesyl pyrophosphate synthase-like
Exons: 8
Coding region: 65-1198 (377 amino acids)
Biological process (GO): trans, trans-farnesyl diphosphate biosynthetic process
Cellular component (GO): cytoplasm
Molecular function (GO): dimethylallyltranstransferase activity; (2E,6E)-farnesyl diphosphate synthase activity
Source: RefSeq, a predicted model, not a curated record